AAUGCUAAAAGACUCGGUGAUGGUGGAAUAUAAAGUCAAUUACUUAAUUACUUGAUGAUUUAGUUUAACCCUCUCUGUUAAUGCAAAGUGCCUCUUAUCACUUGAUGUUAAUGGCUUCCUCUUCUUCUUCUUCCAUUUCUCCUAAACUAGAAUAUGAGGUUUUCCUUAGUUUCCGUGGUGUGGACACUCGAAAAAACAUUACCAGCCAUCUUUAUGAAGCCUUUCGUCAGAAAAAUAUUAAAACUUUCAUUGAUGAUAACCUUGUCAGAGGAGAAGAAAUUUCUCCAUCUCUUUUGAAGGCAAUUGAACAUUCAAAGAUCUCGGUUAUCAUUUUCUCUAAAGGCUACGCUUCCUCCAGAUGGUGUCUCAAAGAACUUGAAGAGAUUGUUAAAUGUAAGAACACGUAUGAUCAGAUCGUAAUACCAGUCUUCUAUGACGUAGAUCCAUCUGAUGUCAGGAAUCAAACUGGGGAUUUCGGAAAAGCAUUUGCUGAGCUUGAAAAUCGUUUUAUUGGUCAUUCAGAGAUGUUGGAGGGAUGGAGGACUGCUUUGAGGGAUGCAGCCAACCUUUCUGGUUCUCAUUCAAAGAACUCUAGGGAUGAGGCAACGCUGGUAAAAGAACUUGUCAAUGAUGUAUUGAAGAAAUUACAUUAUAACUCCUCAGUUAUUUCUUCCAAAUACUUAGUUGGACUAGAGUCAUCAAUCGAACAGAUUGAAAACUUAUUAUGUUCAAACGGUGUUUGCAAGCUAGGAAUUUGGGGCAUCGGGGGCAUUGGAAAAACUACUCUUGCUGAUGCUAUAUUUAAAAAAAUCUCUACACAAUUUGAAGAAUCUUACUUCAUUUCAAAUAUUAGAGAAGAAUCAGAAAAAAGUGGGGGAUUAAAUGACUUAUGCCAAAAACUGAGUUCUGCAGUUUUAGGGGAUGAACAUCCUAAUCAUAGAUUCACCUUCACAAGAAGAAGUCUUAUUAGCAGAAAAAAAGUUCUUAUUGUAUUUGAUGAUGUAACGAAUUUAAAUCAAAUGCAAUGUUUAAUGGCAAUUUUUGGUGAGUUGGAUUCAUAUAGUCGAAUCAUUAUAACAUCAAGGGAUAAACAUACGCUAAGAAAUUGUGAAGUGGAUCACAUUCAUAAGAUGACAAAUUUAUCUCCUGAUGAUGCUUUUCAACUUUUUGCCCUACAUGCCUUUAGAGGAAACCCUCCAACAGAAGAUUAUAUCAAGCUAUCAUUUGAAGUAGUAGAUUAUGCUGAAGGUCUUCCACUAGCUCUUGAAGUUUUAGGUUCUUUUCUAUUCACUAGGACGAAGAGAGAAUGGGAAAGUGCAUUAGAAAACUUGAAAACAAGUCCUCCUGUGGAUGUCCAAAAAGUGUUAAAAAUAAGUUACGAAGGAUUAGAUGAUAAACAGAAGUGUGUAUUUUUGGAUAUUGCAUGUUUUUUUAAAGGGUGUAAAAGAGAUUUUGUAGAAGCAAUCUUGAAUGAUCGUAACUUAGAUGCUUAUAUUUGUAUAAAUGUUCUCAUUGAAAAGUGUCUCUUAACUAUAUCAUUUGACACCAUAACAAUUCAUGAUUUACUUGAAGAAAUGGGUAGAGAAAUUGUUCGGCAAGAAUCAAUUGAUAAUCCUGGCGAACGUAGUCGGUUGUGCGAUCAUAAUGAUAUACUUUCAGUAUUGAAGAAUAAUACGGUAAGAGUCAAAACACUAAUUUUUUAUUUCUAUUUUAUACAUAAAUUAUAAUAAAAUAUUUGCUAG
Mangifera indica (mango) is the source of this 1742-nucleotide messenger RNA. RefSeq names its product disease resistance protein RPV1-like. The transcript has 2 exons. Gene Ontology annotation, biological process: defense response; signal transduction. The coding region runs from base 81 to 1727 and encodes 548 amino acids. Gene Ontology annotation, molecular function: ADP binding. Lineage: Eukaryota; Viridiplantae; Streptophyta; Magnoliopsida; Sapindales; Anacardiaceae. The record is from RefSeq and is a predicted model, not a curated record.